AUGGCUCAAUCCUCUGUGUUGUUGUAUGGAGUUGGAGGUCUUGGUGUUGAAAUAGCUAAAAAUAUUGUUUUGUCAGGUAUCAAGUGCCUUACGAUACAAGAUGGAAGCAUUGCUCAAAUUCAAGACCUUGGAACACAGUUCUUCUUACGAGAGGAAGAUGUAGAAACAAAAAGAAACAGAGCUGAAGCCAGUUGUCAAAGAAUUGCGGAACUAAAUCCCUAUGUAACUGUUAAAACUCUUCCCCAAGCGCUCAAUGAUGAUACAGAUCUUGCUUAUUUGACUGAAUUUCAAUGUGUCAUUUUGACAGAGUGUUCAUUGGAUAUUCAACUCAAAGUGAAUGAAUUCUGUCAACAGCAAGAUCCACACAUAAAAUUUAUAUCUGGUGAUGUGUUUGGUGUUUUCUGUGGAACAUUUUGUGACUUUGGUAAGGAAUUUGAUAUUGUUGAUGCCAAUGGAGAAGAACCGAAGGAAGUAUUUAUUUCCAAUAUCACUAAGGCUAAUCCAGGUGUUGUUACCUGUCUGGAGAAUCGGAUGCACCAUCUCCAAACUGGAGACAUUGUGACCUUCAAGGAAAUCAAUGGAAUGACAGCACUCAAUACAACUAUGUGCACUGUAACUGUGAUAUCCCCAUAUACUUUUGAGAUUUGCGAUACAAGUUCUGAGGAAUUUGGUCCAUAUGAACAUGGAGGAAUUGCUGUCCAAGUCAAGGUCCCUAAAAAGGGUUAUCAUGAAUCCCUUGAAAACCAACUGAAAAAUCCAACUUUGCUUACUCCAGACUUUAGCAAGUUUUAUGCUCCUAAAAAUAUUCACUGUGGAAUCCUUGCUUUGCACAGUUUUAAGAAAAAGAAUGGGAGACUUCCACAAAUAAGAUCUAUGGAGGAUGGGCAGAUACUACUGUCUUUGGCAAAGGAGAUCAGCUCUGAAAUGUCUUUUCAAGAAGAAAUUGAUGACAAUUUAAUUUUAAAAUUGUCUUUCACAUGCAAGGGUUGUUUAGCUCCACUAUGUGCUGUGUUAGGUGGUUUCAUGGCACAAGAAGCCUUGAAAGCACUCACUGGUAAAUUCACUCCCCUGGAUCAAUGGUUGUACUUAGAUGUAACAGACAUUUUGCCAGACAGUGGUACUGAAGAUAAUUUUGAUACCAGAAAUGACCGUUAUGAUUUAUUAAGACAAUGUGUUGGUGAAAAGUUAUGUAAAAAACUUGCUCAGAUUCACCUUUUUAUGGUGGGCUGUGGUGCUAUUGGUUGUGAGCUGUUAAAAGAUUUUGCUUUGUUAGGAUUAAGCACUGGAGAGCAAGGAAUGCUUACUGUGACUGAUAAUGAUAUCAUAGAGAAAUCUAACCUGAACCGCCAGUUUCUAUUCCGACCACAACACAUCAGACAUCCAAAAAGUACAACAGCUUCACAAUCUGUGUUGCAAAUAAACCCAGGUAUGAAAAUUGAUGCCCAUCAAAAUAAAGUCUGUCCUGAAACUGAAAACAAAAUCUAUCCAGAUGCCUUCAUUGAGAAUCAAGAUGUGAUAGUCAAUGCACUUGAUAAUAUUGAGGCACGUCGUUACAUGGACAGUCGCUGUGUAUCAAACCAAAGAGCACUACUUGAGUCUGGAACUAUGGGAACCAAAGGACAUGUGCAGACAAUUGUUCCCUACCUCACAGAAUCAUACAGUAAUCAGCGAGAUCCACAAGAUGAAGAAGUUCCUUAUUGCACUCUUAAGUCAUUCCCAGCUAAUAUUGAACAUUGUAUUCAAUGGGCUCGUGACAAAUUUGAAAGUUCUUUUUAUCAAAAACCUAAUAUGGUGAACAAAUUUUGGUCAAUAAAUAAAACCCCAGCUGAAGUUAUUGAGAGAUUGUUGAAUUGUGAACCAGUUGAAAAUGCUGUCUUAGUGUCACAUUAUCUUCACAAUGCUCCACAAAACUGGACUCAAUGUGUUCACCUUGCUAAAAUCAAGUUUAUUAAAUAUUUCAACUACAAGGCUCAACAUUUACUUCAGGCGUUUCCUCUGGAUACCAAAUUGGCUGAUGGAGGAAUGUUUUGGCACUCUCCUAAACGUCCCCCUGUGCCACUAACCUUUGAUUCAACCAAUCCUCUGCAUCUUCUUUUCAUCUGUAGUACAGCACGUCUCUAUGCUGAAACGUUUCACAUUCAAUAUAAAACAGAGGAUUUUUGCCCAGAAAUAUUAUUUCCCAUCCUUGAUUCCUUUCAAGUGCCUGAGUUCAGACCCUCCCACAAGGAAAUUGAAACUGAUGAAUCUGCACAAAAACGGACAGAAGAAAGUCACUCCAGUGAUGAAAUCCACUUGGCAGCUGAAUUUUUACGACAAAGUAAUGAAAAAAAUGAUGUUGUUACUCAACCAUUAACUGUGAUAGAAUUUGAAAAAGAUGAUGAUACUAAUGCUCAUGUAGACUUCAUUACAUCAUCUGCUAAUCUUCGUGCUGCCAUGUAUAGUAUUGAAGCUGCUGAUCGACUGAAAGUGAAGCGUAUUGCAGGUCAUAUUGUUCCUGCCAUUGCUACCACCACAGCUACUGUAUCUGGACUUGUGGCUGUGGAGUUGCUCAAAGUUGUAAGUGGGUUCCCACUGGAUAAGUAUCGUAACUGUUUCCUAAACCUUGCCUUACCCAUGAUCCUCUUGUCAGAACCAGGUCCUGCUGAAACCACAAAAAUCAAUGAUGAAUUAUCAUUCACCGUAUGGGACCGAUGGGAAAUUCAUGGAGAGAAAAGUUUUACACUUCAGCAAUUCCUACAACACUUCAAGGAGAAGAUUGGAUAUAGUGCUUCAAUGGUUGUCCAUGGUGUGAAGAUGAUAUAUGUUCCUAUACUGCCAGGACAUAGCAAACGUCUUCCACAAAGCAUGAUCAAACUGCUCAAGCCAAGGGAAAAUCAAUUAUAUGUGGACUUGGUUGUAUCUCUUGAUACUGGACGAGAGGAAGACAUUCCGGGUCCACCUGUUCGUUAUUUUUUUGGUCUAUGA
Molecule: messenger RNA, 2964 nt
Organism: Acanthosepion pharaonis
Lineage: Eukaryota; Metazoa; Mollusca; Cephalopoda; Sepiida; Sepiidae
Source: the annotation of a GenBank genome assembly